AUGGAGUCUGUCAUCGAACUUGCGUUUGAAGGUCUCUACAUGCUGCGCAUCGAGCUCAGCUUCCUGCUGGUCUUCGGUGGUCUCUGGGCCGCCGGCCGGGUCUUCAGCCGCCCGGACAAGGCCCGCAAGGCCCAGGGCGCCGCCUUGGUGCGGCGCCCCAGCCGCCGGCCGGAGGAGGCCGUGCCCUUGGCCAACGUGGACCCUAAGAAGCUGCAGGAGCCCGGGUGGGUGGUGUCCCAGGUGUCGCUGCUGUGCCGGUCCCAGGUGCAGAAGGCCCUGGAGCUGUACCGCGCCGCCAUGCGGCAGGGGCUCAGCGUCAAGGACAUGCCAACGGAGGGAUGCCAACAGCUUUACUCCAACUUGGUGACUGCGGUGAUCCGUGUUGGCCAAGCUGACGAUGCCCUGAGCCUCAUGAAGGACUUGCGGCGGAACGGGCGCAGCGUGGACGCCUCACUGCUGUGCUCUGCCACCAAGCUGUGCACCUCGAAGCAGCUUUUCGCGGACUGCCUCGCCAUUUACGACUUUACCUCUCAAGAUCCUAAGCUUGACAUCCAGGACAAGAGUGUCUGGAGUUGCCUCUUGUUCUGCGCCGUGGAGACGAAGGGCUUCCACCGUUGCAGCCACUUCUUCGAUCGCCUCAAGGCAUGCGGGGCCCCAUCGCCCAAGGACUUCGGCAACAUGGUGCGCUUUGCCUCAAGUACCAGCAACUGGCGCUUGGCUCUGAACCUCAUUGACGAGAUGCACAAGGCGCAGGUGGAAGUGGACAGCGUGGUGUACAACACGGUGCUGGCGGCGUGUGUCAGCGCCGAGCAGCUCGACCAGGCCCGAAAGCUCUUGGACGACAUGGUCGAGGCUGGAGGAGUGACCGACGUCAUCACCUACAACACGCUGGCCAAGGGCUACGCGAAAGCUGGGCGCAUGGACAUGUGCUUCGAGCUCUACAAGCUCAUGCGGGGGCGCGGGCUCAACCCGUCCCAAGUGACCUACGGCAUUCUUCUGGAUGGCUUCAUCAACGACAACGAGGUGGAGAAAGCCGUCGACAUUUUCAACACGAUGCGUGCGGAGGGUUGCCAGAUGAACACAGUGCUGUACACGACCCUGAUCAAGGGCUUCGCCCGAGCGGGCCAAGUUGAUCAAGCCGUUCAGAUCUAUGAGGAGAUGCGGAAGGAGAGAUCCAUGCAACCAGAUGUCAUCACCUUCUCCAUCCUCAUCAAGGCAAAUUGUGACGUUGGCAGGCUGGAAGACGCCCUCAAGAUGUUGCUGGCCAUGAAAGAGGCCGGCCUCAAGCCUGACGAGGUGGUCUUCAACAACCUACUGGGCGGUUGUAUCAACGACUGCAAGAUGGAGCUGGCCAAGGACCUCUACAAAGAGAUGAUCUCAUCCAACGUCAAGCCCUCUGUGGCCACAUUCUCAAUCCUCAUCCGGCUGUAUGCCCAAUGCAAGCGCUGGGAUGAGGCGGUGGACCUUCUGCGCCAGGAGCUGCCCGAGCAGCGGGUGUCGCCGGAGCCCCGCCUCUUUGGGCAGCUGGCCCAGUGCUGCCUGCGGGACCGCCAGGGCCGCCGCGCCAGCGAGGUCUACAAGAUGCUCACGGAGACGUCUACGCCCACAGCAGCCAUGAACAGCACGCUGCUCGGGAUGUGUGCCAAGCUGAACAUGCUGGACACAGGCGCCGAGAUCAUGCAUCUGGCGGCCAACGCCAAUUCGCGCGUGGAUCCGCGGGACGCGGCGAUGAUGCUUGAGGCUGCCCUGCGCAAGAAGAAGCCGCAGGUGAUGGGCGCACUGAAGGAAGCCAUGGUCAAGCUGAACCUGCCUGUGCACGCAUGA
This is a messenger RNA of Effrenium voratum, 1824 nucleotides long. The record is from the annotation of a GenBank genome assembly. NCBI's taxonomy places the organism in Eukaryota, Dinophyceae, Suessiales, Symbiodiniaceae.